AUGUCUGCACUCCGAAGGAAAUUUGGGGACGAUUAUCAGGUAGUGACCACUUCGUCGAGCGGCUCGGGCUUGCAACCCCAGGGGCCAGGGCAGGGCCCGCAGCAGCAGCUUGUACCCAAGAAGAAGCGGCAGCGGUUCGUAGACAAGAACGGCCGGUGCAAUGUGCAGCACGGCAACCUGGGCAGCGAGACCAGUCGCUACCUCUCGGACCUCUUCACCACUCUGGUGGACCUCAAGUGGCGUUGGAACCUCUUCAUCUUCAUCCUCACCUACACCGUGGCCUGGCUCUUCAUGGCGUCCAUGUGGUGGGUGAUCGCUUACACCCGGGGCGACCUGAACAAAGCCCACGUCGGCAACUACACUCCCUGUGUGGCCAAUGUCUACAACUUCCCCUCUGCCUUCCUCUUCUUCAUCGAGACCGAGGCCACCAUUGGUUAUGGCUACCGCUACAUCACCGACAAGUGCCCCGAGGGCAUCAUCCUUUUCCUCUUCCAGUCCAUCCUGGGAUCCAUCGUGGACGCUUUCCUCAUUGGUUGCAUGUUCAUUAAGAUGUCCCAGCCCAAGAAGCGCGCUGAGACCCUCAUGUUUAGCGAGCAUGCGGUGAUCUCCAUGAGGGACGGAAAACUCACUCUCAUGUUCCGGGUGGGCAACCUGCGCAAUAGCCACAUGGUAUCCGCGCAGAUCCGCUGCAAGCUGCUCAAGUCUCGGCAGACACCUGAGGGUGAGUUCCUUCCCCUUGACCAACUUGAACUGGAUGUAGGUUUUAGCACAGGGGCAGAUCAACUUUUUCUUGUGUCCCCUCUCACAAUUUGCCACGUGAUCGAUGCCAAAAGCCCUUUUUAUGACCUGUCCCAGAGAAGCAUGCAAACUGAACAGUUCGAGGUUGUCGUCAUCCUAGAAGGCAUCGUGGAAACCACUGGGAUGACUUGUCAAGCUCGGACAUCAUACACUGAGGAUGAAGUUCUUUGGGGUCAUCGUUUUUUUCCUGUAAUUUCUUUAGAAGAAGGGUUCUUUAAAGUCGAUUACUCCCAGUUUCAUGCAACAUUUGAAGUCCCCACCCCUCCGUACAGUGUGAAAGAGCAGGAGGAAAUGCUUCUUAUGUCCUCCCCUUUAAUAGCACCAGCCAUAACCAAUAGCAAAGAAAGACAUAAUUCUGUGGAGUGCUUAGACGGACUAGAUGACAUUAGCACAAAACUUCCAUCAAAGCUGCAGAAAAUUACUGGAAGAGAAGACUUUCCCAAAAAACUCCUGAGGAUGAGUUCUACAACUUCAGAAAAAGCCUAUAGUUUGGGUGAUUUGCCCAUGAAACUCCAACGAAUAAGUUCAGUUCCUGGCAACUCUGAAGAUAAACUGGUAUCUAAAACCACCAAGAUGUUAUCUGAUCCCAUGAGUCAGUCUGUGGCAGAUUUGCCACCAAAGCUUCAAAAGAUGGCUGGAGGACCUGCCAGGAUGGAAGGGAAUCUUCCAGCCAAACUAAGAAAAAUGAACUCUGACCGUUUCACAUAG
Arvicola amphibius (Eurasian water vole) is the source of this 1506-nucleotide messenger RNA. RefSeq names its product potassium inwardly rectifying channel subfamily J member 3 (gene Kcnj3). Lineage: Eukaryota; Metazoa; Chordata; Mammalia; Rodentia; Cricetidae. The transcript is spliced from 3 exons. Gene Ontology annotation, biological process: regulation of monoatomic ion transmembrane transport; potassium ion import across plasma membrane. Gene Ontology annotation, cellular component: plasma membrane. The record is from RefSeq and is a predicted model, not a curated record. The coding region runs from base 1 to 1506 and encodes 501 amino acids. Gene Ontology annotation, molecular function: G-protein activated inward rectifier potassium channel activity.